Molecule: messenger RNA, 717 nt
Organism: Pieris macdunnoughi
Lineage: Eukaryota; Metazoa; Arthropoda; Insecta; Lepidoptera; Pieridae
Source: the annotation of a GenBank genome assembly
AUGGUUGCCCUGGUGUUUGGUGAAAGAUUUAAAUGGUUGACUUGUGGUGGAUCUAUUAUUACGCAGAGACACAUUCUGACUGCCGCCCAUUGUAUUGACCCUUACAUAGAUCGUUGGAGCCCAACUGGACUUAAUCCAUCAUUACGAGGGUCGAUUGGUUCAAAGUACUGGGUCUCUACUAAGUACAUGAUCGAAUUUCAAGGAUUUGUCAACCAUCCAAAUUGGAAUUCAUUUACGAUUAAAAAUGAUAUUGGCAUACUGAUAACAAAGAGAGAGAUACAGUACAAUGAUGCCAUCCAACCCAUUGCGUUGAAUCUAAAGUUUAUAGACCGUUCAGUGACAACUUUUGUCACCGGUUGGGGUGAUUUGGAGUUGUUUGGACAGACACCUGAUCGUCUACAGAUGUUAAUUACCAGCACUAUAACAUCUAAGCAGUGUGUAGCAGCCGUGAGGAACUACACUAGCGGCACAGGAGCAGGUGCACCUCCUUAUGAACCCAAAACGGAGAUUUGCACCUUACUCUCUAAGGGUCAUGGGAUGUGUCAUGGUGAUUCCGGCAGUGCUUUGAUGACCUACUAUGGACUUCGGAAGCAAAUUGGUAUUGUGUCGUGGGGAUUCCCGUGCGCACGCGGCGCUCCUGACUUUUUUACAAGAGUUAGCGCAUUCGUUAACUUUAUUUACGAUGUUGUGAGGCCAUUUUCAUUGCAAAUUCAAUAA